This is a messenger RNA of Brassicogethes aeneus, 524 nucleotides long. The record is from the annotation of a GenBank genome assembly. NCBI's taxonomy places the organism in Eukaryota, Metazoa, Arthropoda, Insecta, Coleoptera, Nitidulidae.
ACUGCUACCAACAUAAUUCAAAAACUUCAACGAAAAUGAAUUUUUUCCGCAAUUCUAAUCAAUUAGUUAAGAAUGGGGCCCGGUUAACUCAGUUAUUUAGUACGCAAGCGAACAAAGAAAUCGAGAAAUUGGUGCAGAAUAAUAAAGUUGUGGUUUUUAUGAAGGGGGUGCCUGAACAGCCCCAAUGUGGGUUCAGCAACGCUGUAGUGCAGAUUUUACGUAUGCACGGGGUUAAAUAUGACGCCCACAAUGUCUUGAAGGACGAUAGUUUAAGACAGGGUGUUAAGGACUUCUCUAAUUGGCCAACGAUUCCCCAGGUGUAUAUUAACGGCGAAUUUGUAGGAGGGUGCGAUAUUUUGUUGCAAAUGCACCAAUCCGGAGACCUUAUUGAAGAGUUGAAAAAAGUUGGCAUUAAAUCUUCUUUAUUAGAGAAAGAAACCCUUGAAAAAUAGUGUAAAUGUAUUAAUUAUCAAUAGUUAUUAAGUAUGUUUCUGUAAAUAAAGCUCGUCAGUCUUAUUUAUGCA